AUGCCUUUCAGCGAGGCUGAGGUUGAAGAAGAGAGAGCACAUUUUGCAAAUGUCGUAUCGACAUUCCAGCAGUAUGCUGCAUAUUCGUUAUCCGCCAAUAACAGGCGGAGAAAGGAUUUUUUCUCUCUUCCGAGAGCUGACCAAGAACUUUUGGAAAACUUAGGCUACAAAGAAAAGCUGGCAGCAGUUGACCAUGCUAUUCUGGCUAAUGCAGAGUUCCUCAGCCUCAUUGUCGCCGAUCCUGAGAUAUUCGGGCAUGACGUUGAGAAUGACCAUUCUCCGGAUGACAGCAAAUCUCAUUCGCUUCAGCCGCAUCAGGGAAUGCCAACGUCGCAUGAGUACACGCGUGCGCAUUCACAUUCGCAUGCCCAUGGUGCACAUAGUCAUUCGCACAACAACACUCAACCCCCACAUCCCAUGAUUGACGCAGACGUGGAUCAGCGCAAACGUAAGCGAUAUCGGCCGACCGAUUUCGAUAUGGACAAGUUGCGCAGUUCAUUAAAGCAAUUCGUUCGUGAUUGGAGCGAAGAGGGUCGUGCAGAACGAGAAAUCUGCUAUGCACCGAUGAGAGAGGCCCUUCUGAACCAUUUCUCGGACAUUCCUGAAGAGGAACGGCAAGUCCCCUCACCAUAUUCUUUUGGAAACGAGUUCUCGCACUACAUGCUUCUUGCAUCCUAUUUCGUUCUGAAUAGAACUGACGAGAUAGAAAGUCAUACUCUAUAUCCCUAUGUCCAUUCGUUUUCCAACCUCCCCAAUAACACUGCCAUGCUACGUCCUAUCCGCAUACCGGAUGUUCUUCCAUCGUCUCUGCCUCCUGGUAGUAAUUUUUCUCUGGUAGCUGGUGACUUUGAAGAAAUCUACGGAGCAGAAGAUAACGAGGGUGAACCCCCGGCGGGGGAGUGGGAUGCAGUCCUGACGUGCUUUUUCAUCGAUACUGCAAAAAAUAUCGUGAAUUACCUACGUAUCAUUCACCGCAUCCUAGCACCAGGUGGAGUCUGGAUAAAUCUCGGUCCCCUUCUCUGGCACUUUGAAAACAACUCAACAAAUGAUCCAUCUAUCGAGCUCAACUUAGAGGAAAUCAAGACCUUGGCGCGCAAGAUUGGUUUUGAAAUUUCGAACGAGCGAAUAGUUGACACGACAUACACAAACAAUGCACAGAGCAUGCUGGGCUACAUAUAUCAUGCGGGUUUUUGGACGGCUACAAAAGUUGUAUGA
Messenger RNA from Fibroporia radiculosa, 1215 nucleotides. RefSeq lists its product as uncharacterized. The coding region runs from base 1 to 1215 and encodes 404 amino acids. The transcript is spliced from 10 exons. The record is from RefSeq and is a predicted model, not a curated record. NCBI's taxonomy places the organism in Eukaryota, Fungi, Basidiomycota, Agaricomycetes, Polyporales, Fibroporiaceae. Gene Ontology annotation, molecular function: S-adenosylmethionine-dependent methyltransferase activity.